This is a messenger RNA of Humulus lupulus (European hop), 3118 nucleotides long. Its product is annotated as protein ROLLING AND ERECT LEAF 2. The transcript has 6 exons. The record is from RefSeq and is a predicted model, not a curated record. The coding region runs from base 306 to 2663 and encodes 785 amino acids. Lineage: Eukaryota; Viridiplantae; Streptophyta; Magnoliopsida; Rosales; Cannabaceae.
UCCAAUUCUCUUUCUCUCUCUUCUGUAAAUUUAUUAAUUAAAAUAAUAAAAGUUGGAAAGUUCUGUGCUUCUCUCUCCUCUCCUUCUCUGAAAUUCAUACACUGCUCUCAAUUCAAUGAUUUUCAUCCAUGGAACUUCUCUGAAAUCCAAGCUAGCUUCCAUUUACACCAUUCGCCUCUCUUCACUUCUCGAGGGUAAUCACACCAUUCGCCUCUCUUCACUUCUCGGGGACUACUAAACUUCAAGAAGGAGAUUAUGUCCUCAUCCCAUCAUAGGAGGAAUAUAUAGCAGCCAGGUAUUAUAAAAUGGGCGUUUCUAGCUCAAGAGUAGAAGAAGAUAAAGCCCUGCAGCUAUGUCGUGACAGGAAGAAGUUUGUUAGGCAAGCACUUGAUGGGAGGUGCGCACUAGCAGCAGCUCAUGUUGCAUAUAUUCAGUCACUAAGGAGCACCGGAGUGGCUCUUAAAAAAUUUGUAGAGCCCGAAGCUCUAGUUGAAUCUUCCUUGUAUACUUCCACUACUGCAACGCCCGAACCUCUUGCUCUGACUGAGAAGACCCAUUCUCAGUUUUCAUUUUCUUCUCCAUCUGUCUCCCAACAUAUAGAUGCCACUGAAAUUUUUUCUCCAACUCCUUCCCCUCCUAGCUCUAGUCGAAUUCACAUAAAUCAUAUGAAAUUCAGUGGUAACAUUUCCAAAAAGGUUGAAGAAAAACCCCCAAUACCAUUUGUUGGGACAGUGACUACAUCAAGUACACCACAAAAUACCACUCCACGUUCCACUGAAGUGCCUCAAGGCUCCCCAUUUGAAGAUACUUCCCUUCCUUCUGAAACUCUUCCAUGGGAUUUCUUUGGUCUUUUCCAUCCAGUUGACCAUCAAACUUCUUUCCAAGAAGACAAGGCUAUGAGCCAUGAGUUCGAGCACUCUGAUGAUAUAAAUCGUCUUAGGGAAGAGGAGGGAAUUCCUGAGCUGGAAGAUGAUGAAGAAAGGACAUCUUUACGUGGAAAGGAAGAUUCUCAAGAUUCUGAAGAUGAAUUUGAUGAGCCAGCCACAGUUUCUCUGGUUCGGAGUUUUGAAAAUUUCAAUAGAGUGCAUGAUACUGGUGAUGUUAAUGCUUCAACUUCAGUGCCUUCUGCUGGAACUGCAUCUUCAGAAACAAAGUCAUUGAAUGGGGGAAAAAAUACUCUUUUCAUGCCUUCCACAGAAACUGCAGCCUCAAGUUCUGAGGUAUUGAAUGGGGAAAAAAGCAAGUCUCCUGAUUUAUCACCAUUGAGAGCCAAAGAAUCAGUAGUAGUCCCAGUUGAGACAAAUAAACCUCAAGUAAAAGAAGGUUGCAUCGAAAAUAAGGUUGUCCCUAAGGAUUUAUUUUCAAGCAUGAAAGAUAUUGAAUUUCUGUUUUCAAAAGCUUCCGAUUCUGGUAAAGAAGUUCCAAGAAUGCUUGAAGCAAAUAAAUUGCACUUUCGACCAAUGUUGCCUGGGAAACAAAGUGGCCCAACACCAUCUACGUUACUGAAAACCUGUUUCUCUUGUGGAGAAGAAGAUCCGAGUCAGGUUCAAGAAGAACCUGUUCAAACAGAUGUUAAGUAUAUAACUUGGCAUAGGACAGCAUCAUCUCGAUCAUCUUCAUCUAGAUAUCCUGUAGGAGCAAACUCAAAAGAUGACAUUGAGGACUUGACUGGUAAUGUAUUUGAAAAUAUCGGCAUGGUCUCAGGUAGUCAUGUCUCAACCUUGGAUAGGUUGUAUGCUUGGGAGAGAAAACUGUAUGAUGAAGUGAAGGCCAGUGAGACUGUCAGGAGGGAGUACGACAUAAAGUGUAGGUUUCUGAGGCAGCUAGAAUCAAAUGCUGAAAGUUCUCAAAAAAUUGAUAAAACUCGUUCUGAUAUCAAGGAUCUUCAUUCGAGAAUUAGAGUGGCUAUUCAUAGAAUUUAUUCUAUAUCGAAAAGAAUUGAAGAAAUAAGGGACAAAGAGCUCCAGCCACAGCUUGAGGAAUUGAUUGACGGGUUAAGUCGGAUGUGGGAGGUCAUGUUGGAAUGCCACAAGCUUCAGUUUGACAUCAUAUCGGUUGCGCUCAACAAUGGCAACACCAAGCUCUCAGUACAUUCAGAAUCACAUAGGCAGAGUACUCUCCGUCUUGAAAAUGAGCUUAAUUCUCUGUCAUCAAGUUUCAGUAAGUGGAUCAUUGCUCAGAAGUCCUAUAUUGAUUCUCUAAAUAAAUGGCUCUUCAAAUGUGUCUCCAUAGCAGAAGGCUCCACCAAAAGAAAAAGAAAGUCACAAAGCCGCCCAAACGUAAGAAACUUUGGCCCCCCUAUAUAUGUCGUCUGUGAUUUUUGGUUGGAAGAAAUGAAUCUGUUACAAUAUAAAGAUGUCGUGGAUUCUAUAAAAAAUUUAGCUGCCGAAACCAGCCGCCUUUUACCACGCCAAGAGAAGAAAGAUGGUAAGGCUGAUAACAAGAGUGAUUCUGCAGUUGAUGGAUUAAGAGACGAGGGUUUGGAGGAUUUCAUUUCAGGUUUUAAUAGUUUCCGAUCAAGCUUGGUGGCAUUUUUUGGACAGUUAAAUAAAUUUGCAGAUUCUUCUGUUCAAAUGUAUGGUAAACUAGAUAAAGCCAUUGAAAAUGCUAAGCGUAUUUGCGAGAGAUCUCAGUCUCAAACUCAAUCUCAAUUUCAAUUCUAAUUUCAAGUUGCUUGAUUGAAGUGAGAUCAUCACAAGCAAAGAAGAAGAGAAGCGAGAUCAUCACGAUGGUGUCAAGUUCCAUUGAAAUUGUUGUCUUGGAUACACAAACAACCUCAGAUACAAUACAAGGUCUAUUCAGAAUUGCAUUUUGUAUAUUGAGAGUAGAAUAAGGAAAAAUGGGAAGAAUUCAACUAUAGAAUAAAGGAGAUGGUUAAAGUGUCUAACUUGGUCUUUUUUUUUUCUUUUUUUCUUUUUAUAGUAGGAGGGGUGGUAUUUAUAGUUAAAGGCUGUAAUUACAGGUGAGAAUAAAGAUUUUAUGCAAAGCAAGCAACGGAACUUGUAUAGUGUUUUUCUUUUCUUUUUCUGUAAAACAUAGGAACUGAGAUAAAGGUCCACGCUUCGUUCUACUGUAAUUAUUAUUAAUAUAUAAAGUAUUUCAAUUAUAUUUAUUAUUA